Anopheles darlingi is the source of this 2457-nucleotide messenger RNA. RefSeq names its product F-box only protein 42 (gene Fbxo42). Gene Ontology annotation, molecular function: protein binding. The record is from RefSeq and is a predicted model, not a curated record. Lineage: Eukaryota; Metazoa; Arthropoda; Insecta; Diptera; Culicidae. The coding region runs from base 154 to 2130 and encodes 658 amino acids. The transcript has 2 exons.
UUUAAUUGUCAAACAAAGCUUUGACAAUCAUCUUGCAACAACAACAAACUCGCACAACUCGCAGCCAACUUUGUUCCUUCUUGUGUUCUGGGAUAAAAUCGCAAGGCCCGUGGUCCGUGUCCUUUCCUGCUGCUGUGCUGUGCUCUGGGUAUCAUGGCAGUAGGCAUCAACGAUUUGCCGAACGAAAUACUCGAGUUUGUGUUCAGCCUGCUGCCCCCGUAUCUCGAUCUGGAACAGUGCGCUGCCGUUUGCAAACGGUGGACGGCUCUGGCAAGGAAUGUACAGGCACGGAAGAAGUCGUGUUUGCAGAAGGGCCUGACCGAGUUCAAUCUCUGCUGGGAGGAGAAUGUGUACGGUGUGGCACCACGGAUUGCGGCCCGCUUCGGUCAUGCCAGCACUCUGCACCGGAAUUCGAUGUACGUGUUCGGGGGAGCCUCGCUGAACGAUUCGACCUUCAACGAUCUGUGGAAGUUUGAUCUAUCACGCCGAGAAUGGAUUCGUCCGAUCGCCAUGGGAUCCUAUCCGACACCGAAAGCUGGUGCGUCGCUGGUGUGCCACAAGGAUACGUUGAUUCUGUUCGGUGGCUGGCGACACGCCUCAACCGUGUUCCACAUGUACACGCUGAUCGAUGAUCUGCAUGUGUACAACAUUCGCGAGAACCGCUGGAGCAUCCACAAUGACCCGCUGUAUGGGCCACCGCCUAUGACGGGCCAUUCGGCGACGGUACAUCGCAACAAGAUGAUCCUGUUCGGAGGUUACGUCAAGCAGCAGGAGAAUCUGCACACGACCAACGACAUUUGGGUGUUGGAUCUAGACAAGUUGACCUGGAGGAAACCUCCAGUGUCGAACCUGAAACCUCCACCUCGGUACGGCCAGUUCCAGAUGGCCGUCGGUGAGGAUCACAUCCUAGUGCUCGGUGGUAUCGGUGGUGUUAAUCGUAUUCUCAACGAUGCAUGGUUGCUCGACAUGCAACGGGACCUUUGGUGUUGGAAGCGUGUGCAAAUCAAGAACCGGAUACCACCACUCGCCCAGAACUGGUGCUAUCCGGCGUGCAGCUUCGGAUCGAAGGUGAUCCUGUUGGGCCCCGCAUCACCAAACGAUUUUCAGAUCAUCCGCAUCAGUCGCUUCGGUGGUAUUCGACCGAUUGCGGCUCCUCCGCAGCAUGAACCCCGGAACCGCGUUGUAGGCCGGGAUCCUCCCGAUGCGUUACUGGGGCGGAACAACAUCGCUCGUCAACCACCACCACGAGCCAAUCUGCCGCCACCGGCAGUCGCUGCGAAUCCUCCUGCAAACCAACACAGAUCACCAGAGCAACCGCCGAGUGGCCUACUACGAUCCCCGAACAACAACAUUGCCGCCACCAGCAAUAGCAACAAUUAUAACGGUAAUGGUUCUGUCGGAAGUGAACCAAAGGCCGGUCCAUCGGGACUGCGGAUCCCCGCCAGCAGUAGCAGUAGUCCUCAGCUUGGCUCAACACUGUCCCCUCGGCCACUGCCAAUAAUACGUAGUGCGUUUGCGCGAUCCUCUUCGGAAGAUGAUCAUCUACCGAAGCGCUUCAACCAGCAGGCGCCCGAACAGAAUCACCUCGAAAUGGCGGCCUUCGGUGUUCCGCCUCCCGUUCCUCCCCGGCCGGCGGGUAACUCUCGCGAACGGCACUUGCAACGUUUGAGAGAGCUACGAGCGAAGCUGUUCAAGGAUCAGGAACCUCCGCAACAACCGAACGGUCAUCUAAACCCACCACCGGAUUUACGUGCCGCAAGAGGCCCCCUGAAAACACCGGCAUCCGAUGGGCCGAAGGCGGGCACCAUUAACGUUGGUGCCGCUGAUAAACCGCUCGGGCAACCGGACCCGGUAACACCGAAACGCGUGAAACGAAGCGGAUUGUCGAUCUACGUGUGUGACGUAUCGAACAUACUGCCAGUGAGUGCCGGUGAACCGUGGAUCGAGUGGCAGGAACCGAUCAACAGUGGUCAGAUAGCGGGGGCACCGGAUCGAUGUACUUUCUCCACGAUGGUCAGCGGUAAUGGGGAGCUGAUCGUGUUUGGCGGUGUCCACAAGCAUCAAAACCCAGAAACUAUGAUCGCUUCAAACGCUAUACACUUUCUCACCGUUCCGACGGCCGUCGUCUAGAUCAUCCCGAUCUCCCCUGGUCUCUCGAUUACGCCCCUUCCCAUUCCGGUUCCCGUUUCCGUUCCCGUUCCCGUUCCAUGUUAAGUAGGCUUUAAAGUCGAAAAUAGAUAACCGCUGCCGCUAACAAUGCACAAGCGCAAGCUCCGGUUGCUACUGCCGGCCAAGUAAAAAAAGUGUCCAUUCGCUAGGUAAAACGUAUAAAAAUACAUCAAAUAAUGGUUUUGUGGUGUGUUGUGCAGCUAAAGCUAAAUAAACGAAAUUUACAGAAUUUACCGAACCAAUUAAACCGAAGAAUUUACGAAAAACCGACAGAUUUAAAAAUUCGUA